AUGAAAACUGAAACUAUGUUCAAAUCUCCUGGAAACAUGUAGUUUAUCCAGAAAGACUGAAGCCAUGCACACAUCCACUGCCUGAAAGACUAGCUUCUUGCUACUGGGGAGGGGGAAAAUCCCAUUAAAUGAAAUCAAGCAAUUACUCUCCAUAAAUAAAUGUUUGAGGAUUAUUUAAUCGUAUCAAAUUUUACAAAUGUCAUAGUUUAGCACCUAAGAAAUCAAAAGUCAGAAAUUAAAGUCAGCUCUGCAUGAAACUCACUGGUAAACAACUUUUUUUUGUAAGUCCCAGUCAUUAAACAUUAUUUUGAGGCGCCUAAACGGAGAAAGGGCGGUAAAAACAUUAAAUACACAUUUCUAUGCUCUACAUGGAAAAAACAAGUAGAAUGGAUUCUUCAUAAAAAGAGGAAAACACACCCAUAUACAUCCACAAAUAUUAAACCAGAGCAACAGGGGAUCUAUUGUGUGGUCGUAAUGCAGGCUCAGUGGGUGUGAACUCUGGCUAUGUGCGCUGUUCAACACAAGAGGGAUAAUCUCAGGAGCUGACCAAGCAGCAAACAAACUCUGUGGGUGCUGCUCUGAAGUCAGUUCACUCUGCUGUUGACAUUACCACAAACGACGCAGGCCACGGAUAAGCUAAGAGCCCUAUCAUCAAAAUCACUGAAUUAAAUCAACCAGAAUCUCGCUACAAUUGAUCGGCAACAUGAAGGCAAAAAGCGAUGGAGAACAUUCAGAAACGCUGCAAGGAGCUUUAUCUGUGGUGGUGCUGGCGUACUACAGAGAGACAGGACUAUUAUGUGCCAGCUUGAAGGAAAAAAAUACAGCUUCCUGUUGUGUCUGGGGAUGAGUAUUACAGUUUGUUUAUUAAUUUAUUUGAAGACUAGGAUGCCAACUGAGCAAAGGCACCCACAACCCCCAAGCUGCAGACCCUUCUCCACUGAAUGCAGGACUUUUCUGCCCAACAUGGAGAAAGGAGUAACAUGGCACCGGCGAGACUGCCAGGUGGAAAACUAUAUCCUGAAUAGUAAUCUGCAGUGUUCAAAUUUGAUCAGAGACCUACACUUUAUCACCAGACCUCUAAGUCAUGAGGAGGAGGAGUACCCAAUAGCUUUCAUUGUGACUGUUCACAAAGAGCUGGAGCUUUUCGUGCGUGUAUUGCGAGCCAUUUACAUGCCCCAAAAUGUCUACUGUAUUCACGUAGACGCGAAGGCUCCAUGGGAGUACAAAGCGGCCGUACGGAGGAUCGUCAGCUGCUUUGAAAAUGUGUUCCUUUCGACCCGCAGUGAGACAGUAACCUAUGCUGGGUUUUCACGCCUACAAGCUGAUUUAAACUGCAUGAAGGACCUAACAAAGUCUAAGAUCGGCUGGAGGAAGGUGGUGAACUUAUGUGGGCAAGAAUUCCCUGUCAAGAGCAACGUGGAACUGGUGAGGUACUUGCAGAGCAAAGAGUGGAAGGACAGAAACAUGACACCUGGGGUCAAACAGCCACUUUCUAAGAGUCACAGGACACAACUCCAGCAUCAGGAGAUCAUAGGAUCGCAUGUAGCUCUGAAAGGGCGGGGACUGAAGAAACGUCCUCCUCCUCACAACCUGCAAAUCUACUUUGGGACAGCAUACUAUGCGCUCAUGCGGGAUUUUGUAGACUUUGUCCAGGAAAGUCCAGUAGCCCGAGACCUCCUGGAGUGGUCCAAGGACACAUUCAGUCCAGACGAGCACUACUGGGUGACACUCAACCACAUCAAAGAAGCUCCUGGCAGCUACAUAGAUGGAGGUUGGAAAGGAGACAUCCGGGCGAUCAAGUGGAGGGAUCAAGAGGGUAUGACACAUGCCGGUUGCAAAGGACAUUAUGUACGAGACAUCUGCAUCUAUGGAAUGGAAGACCUUCCUUGGAUCUUCGACAGGAACAGUAUAUUUGCCAAUAAGUUUGAGAGUAAAACCUCUCCCGAGGCGCUAGACUGUCUGGAACAGUGGCACAGGAGCAAAGUGCUGAACCAGACCACCGUUCCCAUAGAACCGUCAUGGAUUCUGGCCACACAGCACGACUCGAGGAACAGCAGCUAUUUCAGUAGCCAUGCUUAAUUUAGUUUAAUUUGCAAUCACUCAGUGACUGUCUAUGUCAAUGUGGACAGGAGAAAACUGAGCUGAGGAUAGCAAGUUAACUCUGUGCACUUACAGUUUCUGUAGAGCAGCUAUUGUUCGAAGAUGUGUUUAUCUGUUUAUGCAACUAUAAUCAUGUGUUCAUUUAUUAUGCAUAUUUUACUGGCGUAUUUAAGAUGCACAAGUGUUGAAUAAACUAUUUUUCAAAAGUGAUGACAAAGAAUAAAGCUCUACAAAUCCAUUCACUAUGUCAUAAAAAAGUAAAACCCACAGCUUUUGGUCAUCUUCAGAAGGCUUUGACAUACAAACCUUAGUCUAAGAAAACAACAUUUGACAGGUGUUGACUAUUAAUACUUGGACAUAUUCUCUGAACUUGCCAACAGCUGUCAAUGUUAUAUUGGCACCAAAAUCUAAGAUCAAAAAUGAAGCACGCCGAGGAAAAGGAUAUA
Molecule: messenger RNA, 2546 nt
Organism: Cololabis saira (Pacific saury)
Lineage: Eukaryota; Metazoa; Chordata; Actinopteri; Beloniformes; Belonidae
Gene: gcnt7
Product: glucosaminyl (N-acetyl) transferase family member 7
Exons: 5
Coding region: 796-2079 (427 amino acids)
Cellular component (GO): membrane
Molecular function (GO): acetylglucosaminyltransferase activity
Source: RefSeq, a predicted model, not a curated record